AUGCCUUCCACCACAGAGGUUGCUCAGCGAUUCGACUCGAUCGAGGAUACAAUUGCCGCCUUUAAGAAUGGCGAAUUCAUCAUUGUGCUCGACUCGCAAGACCGUGAGAAUGAAGGAGAUCUUAUAAUUGCGGCCGAGUCAAUUACCACUGCACAGAUGGCAUUCCUCGUGCGCUACACAAGUGGAUUAAUAUGCGCUCCCAUACUUCCGGACCUGGCAGCCCGCCUCGCGCUCCCACAAAUGGUUGCCGAAAACGCCGACCCGAAAGGUACCGCGUACACCGUCACCAUUGACGCCAGUGACGCCUCCGUGACAACCGGCAUAUCCGCUGAAGAUCGCGCGCUGACCUGCCGCACGCUCGCCUCCCCCAAUGCCCAGAUCGACUCCUUCCGCCGCCCCGGCCAUAUCAUCCCGCUCCAGGCGCGCCCCGGCGGCGUGCGCGAGCGCAAAGGCCACACCGAGGCUGCGGUCGAGUUCUGCCGGCUGGCGGGCAAGGCGCCGGCGGGCGUGAUUGCGGAGCUGGUGGAGGGUGGAGAGGUUGUUGAGGGUCUGGCCGAGAUCCGAGGGAAUAAUGGGAUGAUGCGGCGGGAUGGAUGUUUGUCGUUUGGCAAGAAGUGGGGUAUUAAGGUGUGCACCAUUGAGGAUUUGCUGGAGUAUUUGGAGCGCACAGAGGGGGGGGAAGAAUGGGCAUUGAUUGGCUGA
Penicillium canariense is the source of this 702-nucleotide messenger RNA. RefSeq names its product 3,4-dihydroxy-2-butanone-4-phosphate synthase RIB3. NCBI's taxonomy places the organism in Eukaryota, Fungi, Ascomycota, Eurotiomycetes, Eurotiales, Aspergillaceae. Gene Ontology annotation, cellular component: mitochondrial intermembrane space; cytosol. Bases 1 to 702 code for a protein of 233 amino acids. The transcript has 3 exons. Gene Ontology annotation, biological process: aerobic respiration; riboflavin biosynthetic process. The record is from RefSeq and is a predicted model, not a curated record. Gene Ontology annotation, molecular function: 3,4-dihydroxy-2-butanone-4-phosphate synthase activity.